AACUCCCGUGUUUGACCAUAUCCCCAAGCUUCCCCGCACCAUCUCCAAAGGCGAAGCAAAAGCUGCUCACGGAAGUCGGCUUUUCUUAAACUUUCUCGCAUUUUGUAUUAAUAAUAAGGCAGGGGGUAUUAAUUCAGAUCAUGGACAGGCUUCUUCGUCCAGUAUCACGACAAUUGCUCAGAUCCAGACCCCGAUAUCCAUUUACAAUCCCACCACCAGUUUACGCUAAGAGACUAUACAGUAUGGGCCAUACUGUGCCGCCGCUGAAAGAUCAAUCUCUCUUUAUUGAGAAGGCAUAUGUCAAUGGGGAAUGGGUAGGUGCCCAGUCAGGGCAAACAUUUGAAGUUCACGAUCCUGCUUCAGGAAAGCUCAUCGGAACAUGCCCUGAGUUCAAUGCUGCCGACACCGAAAAGGCCAUUCAGGCUGCCACAGAGGCUUUCCCUAAAUUCCGCACAACAUUGGCCCGCGAGCGUGCUCGGAUGCUGCGCCGGUGGUACCAGUUGAUGAUCGACAAUGCCGAGGACUUAGCAACAUUGAUCACUUGGGAGAACGGAAAGCCGCUCGCGGACGCCAAGGGUGAGGUGAACUACGCCGCAGGUUUCUUUGAGUGGUUCAGUGAGGAGGCGCCCCGAAUUUAUGGAGACACUAUUCCUUCCUCGGUGGCAGGUAACAGAGUUAUGACCCUCAAACAGCCUGUGGGCGUUUGCAGCUUGAUCACCCCAUGGAACUUUCCUGCAGCAAUGAUCACUCGGAAGGCUGGGCCAGCGUUGGCGGCAGGCUGUACUGUUGUGGUCAAGACUCCAGGGGAGACCCCAUUCACUGCAAAUGCAUUGGCAGAAUUGGCACACCGUGCUGGUAUCCCGAAGGGUGUUUUCAACAUCGUGACUUCCCUGAAGAACACACCAGAGGUAGGCGAAGCGUUGACUACCCACCCGGAAGUUCGCAAGGUGUCCUUCACUGGCUCAACCAAUGUGGGUAGGCUGUUGAUGAAACAGUCGUCUUCUACCGUUAAGAAGGUGUCUUGGGAACUUGGUGGAAAUGCCCCCUUCAUUGUCUUUGACGAUGUGGAAGACCUUGAUGCUGCAGUUGCUGGAGCAGUUGCUUCUAAGUUCCGCAGUUCAGGCCAGACCUGUGUCUGCGCCAACCGCAUCUACGUGCAGAGAGGCAUUUAUGACGAAUUUGUGAAGCGCUUCGUUGAAAAGGUUAAAGGCUUCAAGGUCGGUGCUGGGUUCGAGGAAGGUAUUACCCAUGGCCCUGUCAUCCAUGAACGCGCCAUCGAAAAGAUCGACGAGCAUGUCCGCGAUGCCCAAUCGAAGGGAGCCAAGGUCGCUACUGGAGGCCGUAAAUUGUCAGACUUGGGCCCUAACUUCUAUGACAUGACUGUUUUGACCGAUAUGAACAAAGAUAUGUUGGUUGCCUCUGAGGAGACCUUUGGACCUGUGGCUGGAUUGUUCCCAUUCGAGACCGAGAAGGAGGUUGUUGACUUGGCGAACCGUGCAGAAGUUGGUCUGGCUGGUUACUUCUUCAGUGGCAAUGUCAAGCGCAUCUUCCGGGUUGCAGAAGCCUUGGAAGUGGGUAUGGUUGGUGUGAACACUGGCAUCAUCAGCGAUGUCGCUUCUCCGUUUGGUGGUGUCAAGCAGAGCGGAUUCGGCCGUGAGGGCAGUAAGUACGGCAUUGAUGAAUUCCUCACGAUCAAGAGUGUCACCUUUGGUGGCAUGGGCGAGCCUUUGCAGUCAUAGAGGGACAUAUAUGACAAAAUAUAUUAAACAAGUUAUGAACUCUCUCCUUAUGCGCGUAACUCUACGACGCUUAAAAAGGCUCAGCAGGUGAUAAGAGUUGCACAACGCGCCUUGGGUGGUCUUAUAGAUAAGACUCCCGCAAGCGCAUAG
Aspergillus pseudotamarii is the source of this 1889-nucleotide messenger RNA. Its product is annotated as NAD-dependent succinate-semialdehyde dehydrogenase. Gene Ontology annotation, molecular function: succinate-semialdehyde dehydrogenase (NAD+) activity. The transcript has 4 exons. Gene Ontology annotation, biological process: GABA catabolic process. Lineage: Eukaryota; Fungi; Ascomycota; Eurotiomycetes; Eurotiales; Aspergillaceae. The record is from RefSeq and is a predicted model, not a curated record. The coding region runs from base 141 to 1739 and encodes 532 amino acids.